Molecule: messenger RNA, 241 nt
Organism: Ilex paraguariensis (yerba mate)
Lineage: Eukaryota; Viridiplantae; Streptophyta; Magnoliopsida; Aquifoliales; Aquifoliaceae
Source: the annotation of a GenBank genome assembly
AUGAAUAUAGAAUUGGGAGAACCUUCUAAUGUAAAUGGGGAAUGUGAUCAAGAGGCACAACAAGGGAAUGAGAAUAUAAGUGUAGGUGUUAUGCCAGGAGAGAUAACUGCUAAUCAAAGAGAAAAUAUUGAGGAAGGAGUUUCUGUUAUUCCUGACUCUGUGGUACAUGCUAUUCCUCCUGAAGAUGGUGCUAGUUUGGAGAGGUUAGUUGGUGUUUGUAACGCCCCAAAAACCCCCGUGG